This is a messenger RNA of Thunnus maccoyii (southern bluefin tuna), 4139 nucleotides long. It is a transcript of the gene pgap6, whose product is annotated as post-glycosylphosphatidylinositol attachment to proteins 6. The transcript has 13 exons. Bases 94 to 2403 code for a protein of 769 amino acids. NCBI's taxonomy places the organism in Eukaryota, Metazoa, Chordata, Actinopteri, Scombriformes, Scombridae. Gene Ontology annotation, cellular component: plasma membrane. The record is from RefSeq and is a predicted model, not a curated record.
GCGUUCUGUACGUAAAAUGAUUUCCUCCUAGCGAUAGAGAGAUUACAGGUGGAUGAAGGACGAUGUGAUGGUUCAGACGGUCGGAAAGGAAACAUGGAGUUAUAUUUUAUACGUGGUCUCCUUUUCGUCGCCCUGACAGCUACGACAUUUGGAGACGAUGGACAGGUGACGUUUGUAUCCGAGCUCUCGUCCAAACCAGCUCAGAAGUUGUCAAAAUAUGGUUGGUUCGGCAACGUGAGGCUGCAGAGGUUUCAUAUACCAGAGGAGACUGCAAUCGCUCGCUGGCUGUUCUCUGUGACCAAGGGCCAUAAAUUUAACUGUGGGCAGCACAACGUCACCAUCCAUAUUCGAUGGGGUGCCCCUCCAGUUAUAAAUCCCAUAGGGUCUGUGUUUCCCAAUGCAACACUAUGGAGCCCUUGUCUAUCUCUGACCUUACCGGUGACAUCACACAGCUCCACGACAUUUAACCUCUCCAAUCCUGCGUCUGGUGAUUGGUACGUUGGUGCCCACUUGCCUGAAGAUGAUGGCCGCAUAGAGCAGAAGGGCUUUCCGUCCUGCUCCUACUUCUUCCAGCCUCAGUUAUCAAUCAGGAGAGCAGUGGACACACCCAUUUUACAGCAGGGCACGUUCCUCCAGCAGACCGCAGCCCCUGACAAACCUGCUCGCCUUAAGUUGCAUGUUCCAGAGUUUGCCUCGUCUCUCUCCGUUUCUGUGGCUGACUGUUCGUCUGGGGAGGGAGGGGCGGACGCUGGAAACUGCUCGCUGGUCCUCAGGCUUGGCUCCACCUCUCUGCAGGAGGGCCCAGUAACAGUGAACUGCUCAGGGAUCAGCUGCUCUGCGGCUCUCUCUAGCCCUCCUUGGGACACGUGGCUACGAGUUGUCGUGGAAAGCGGCCAAGAUAACCGCACUGUGACCUUUAGUAUUGUCUCAAACUACACAGUGGGAUGCAAGCCAAAAAGUGUGGGCCUUACAGCAGACGAUGACAUCAACAAGCUCCGUGGCAACAGCAGCUAUACCAACGCAACAUCGGCAGCUAACAGCUCAGCGGUUACAGGGGCAGUUGCCUUAAGCAACGAGUCGGCAUCACUGUUAUCACCCUUGCUGGCGUCGGCAUGUGUGUGGAGCAUCCCCGUGCUCUACGAGGAAGUGGAUGUUCUGUCUCUCCGAUUCACCCCAGUCAACGGACCCAACGUCAGCGUCACAGAUACACACCCCACGCUGCUCACCUACCCCCUGCACGCACAAGCCACUGGUGGUACACUCAACCUACAGCUCACACUCAACAGUACUAAUGUAACCAUGGGAAACAGCAGCAGCGUGGUGGCUUGUCUCUCUCCCUGGGCUCCAGUCCUCGAACUCAACCAGUCCCAGCCGUGUCGCACAGCUUUGUUCGGAGGAUACGGUGUUAAUGUGAAUGCCAGUGUUCCUAAAGCUGUGGUCAGGCUGCCUUUCCCUCAGUCAACAACAUGGUACCUCACUCUACAGCUCAUAUGCAACAGCAGUGACUGUGGUAAUCUGUCAGUGGUGUCUGUGGUCCCAGAGGUUUUCAUCAGUGCCUGUGUAGAGGACUGUGGGACAUACGGCGAAUGUAGACUACUGAGAUCCUACAGCUACCUGUACGCCGCCUGUGUCUGCAAGGCUGGCUGGAGUGGUUGGGGCUGCACUGAUGAUUCGACAGCUCAGUCAUACAGUCGCCAGCUGACGGCCACUCUGCUGCUCACACUCAGUAACCUGUUCUUCCUGCCUGCCAUCGUGGUGGCUGUCAGACGCUGCUACAUCAUCGAGGCCUCCGUCUACCUCUUCACAAUGUUCUUCUCCACGUUCUACCAUGCAUGUGACCAGCCGGGUGUAGCCGUAAUGUGUAUAAUGGACUAUGAUACCCUCCAAUACUGUGACUUCCUGGGGUCAAUCUGUUCCAUCUGGGUAACCAUCCUAUGCAUGGCUCGCAUCAGAGACACAUUUAAAUAUACUCUGUUCAUGAUUGGGGCUCUGCUGAUAGCCAUGUCAAUGCAGCUGGACCGCAAAGGCCUGUGGAACCUGCUGGGCCCCAUCCUCUGUGCCAUACUGCUCAUGGUUACUUCCUGGGUGUACCGAGGGGUGCGGCGGCGACAUUGCUACCCACCUUCAUGGAAACGAUGGGUCCUCUACCUAAUCCCCGGAGCGCUCUGCGCUCUGAUCGGGGUAUGUUUGUACAUUUUCGCCGAGACAGAGGACAACUACUACUACACACAUUCGCUGUGGCACAUCCUGGUGGCCAGCUGCGUUGUGUUCCUGCUGCCGCCGAAGGAGAAGAACAGGGAGGCGCUCGGCUGGACCAGGGGCUGGAGCUGGAGCUGGAGACCCCGGGUUUGUGGAUACACGCUCUGUCAGAGCAGCAAGGAUGAACUCUACGCCGUCACAUAGUGAGACAUGAGACGCUGUAAAGAAGCAAAGUGACUAGGCGUCGAUUGUUAGACAGCUGUAUAAGUGCUACAAACAUUCACAGAAAGUACAAAGACAUACAUAAAGCACAGGGUGUCUGCUGGUGCUGACAAAAAUUACAAUAUCUUCAAGACUCUCUUGGAAUUUUCUAAAUGUCCUAAAUAAAGCAUUUAAAAUCAAAUUUAGAUGUAUUGUUAAUGCCUGCUGCAGACUUAUAUUCUCAUAGGCCUACAGUUUUCAUAUUCACAUUCACUUCAGGUUUGAAGCUGUUCUUAUGUUUGGUCAAAAAUGGAAAAAAAACAAAACAAAACUUUGCAGACAUCCUGAAAUACACACACACACACACACACACACACACACAAAAAUCCCAAACCGAACCCGCUGAAACCUCCAAGGUGGUCCACUGCACCAGCUUACCAGCAGACCACCUGACCUUUGACCUCAUGACCAGGAGUUUGUACAUAUUGUAUAUGUACAUAUUUUACUAGCAUAGUAAAUGAAUGUUCAGAAUAUUUAUAAAGAAUAGCACUUUGUGGAACUCUUUUAAAUCUUUAUAUCCAGUCUAUCGCUAAGUCUACUGAUAAAGUACUUUACAUUUAUAAUAGAUGUAAACACUCCUGAUUCUUGUAUCCUCAAAUGACACAAUCCCAACUCAAGGUCCACUUUCUAUCUUUUUCCGGAGCUUUCAGCUGUAUUACAUGGUCUCUGUCAUUUAUUUUUUUUAAAUCUUCAAAAUAGUUAUAGCUAAAUAGCAGAACACUGAAUAAGAACAAUCAAAAUGUCUAAUAUAAAUUGUUUAAAACAAGUAAACUAUUCUGUUACCAAAGUUUUCUCAUCACAUUUAUCAUAUUUUUUUCCAUGAUGUCAUCUUCAGCCUCUUACAUUUCAAAUGUAAUGUCAAGGCUUUUAGUCAAGUGUGCAUGCAAACAAAUGAAAGUGCAGUGGUUUGGGAUACAGGGUGCCUCCUUACUUCUUAAAAAAAUCCACAUCUUUAAGUACUGUACAUGGCAGGAAGUUGUGUUCAUGUACAGAUUUACAUGCAUCUUGUGUUGAAAAUUAAUGACUCCUUCCUUGUCUUUUGUGUCCUCAUCUUCUAUGUUUGUGUCCCCACUCUAAAACCGUACCAGUCCUUACUUUUUACCAAGAGUAACUCUAAAGCACUUUUAUGACUCCACUAUGUAAUGUACAUAGCCAAUAUGUGUAUGAAUGGGCACUUGAUGAAUGUAUAUUCAGAUUAAUGUGUCCAGUGCCUCCUCUUUCCUGUAUUUUUUGGUGAAUGAGUGUACUCUAUAUGAGUGUGUGUGUGUGUUUUGUUUCUUGCACCAGUAAAGCUAUUCCAUAUUUUGUUUUAUGUAAGACAAUUUAUGUGCAUAAGUUUAUCUGUUUAAGUGUCCCAUAUUAUUAUAGUUUUCUUCAGAUUUUCUUAUUGUGAAUUUGCACAGGUUCAAAUUGAACUUUUCUGAUUGUUGCACUUGCUUAGCCUUCCUUAAAUUAAGUAUUGUUUUUCUUGUGUGUGUGUAUAUGUGUGUGUGAGAGAGAGAGUGUGAAUCAUAUUAUUUUGUUGUCACAACAAACCCUUAUUAUGUGUAAGUAUGAGGAAAUGUAAUGUUUGAUGUAAAACAGGAUUUUACUUCACUGUACUGGACAGUUACUCUUCAGUCUGUUAAAAACCCAAACAGCAUUUAGCCUACCAAAAAUAAAUCUCUUGUUUAAAGACA